This is a messenger RNA of Pyricularia grisea, 2330 nucleotides long. RefSeq lists its product as uncharacterized. The transcript is spliced from 2 exons. Gene Ontology annotation, molecular function: zinc ion binding; DNA-binding transcription factor activity, RNA polymerase II-specific. The record is from RefSeq and is a predicted model, not a curated record. The coding region runs from base 214 to 2079 and encodes 621 amino acids. Gene Ontology annotation, biological process: regulation of transcription by RNA polymerase II. Lineage: Eukaryota; Fungi; Ascomycota; Sordariomycetes; Magnaporthales; Pyriculariaceae.
GAGACAGAGAGCCAGAGGGGGAAAAAGAAAAUAAUAAUAAUACAAAAAAAGGAAAACCAAAAAAGAAAAAAAAGAAAAAAAAAAGAAACCCACACAAAAGGCUACUUACUGUUUUGUGUGGCCACGGACCGGCGCGGGGAGCCGCCACCGGGGCCCCCAAACAAUAACUAACCUUGUUCCUGGAUCCCGCGGCCCGAAACCCCCCGACCGACUAUGUCCCCGGUUGAGGGCACCGCGGAGCCUGUUGCUGUUAAUGGCGGUGGUGAUGGCGGCGCCGUUACCACCGCCGCAACCCCAGCCGCAGCCGCAUCCGCUUCUGCGCCUCUACCGGUCGCGAGGCGCCGGACGCAUCGAAAAUCGAGGCACGGAUGUGCCUACUGUAAAGGAAGGAGGAUAAAGUGCGAUGAGUUGAGGCCGGCAUGUUCCAACUGUGUUAUUCGUGGGCUUGUCUGCAGCCUGAGCGCCACUGUGGCACCGGUAUCCGACGGUAAUGGAUCAGGUAACGACGGUAAUGGCCCGUUGUCCUCAACAUCUGAGGUUGGGCCAUUAUCUAGCCUUAUAGAUAGCUCUUCCGCCGCCGCCGUCCAGCAACUGCCCCUGCCACCAUUACCGCCGACAACCGUACGCUCACCUCCGCAAAGGCGAUCAUUUGGCCUAUUUCCCCUAGCCACUAGGAAUCUCGGCGCUCUCGCCAUGGCAGCAACAAGCCCCCAUGCGGCUCUCGAACAGCAGUCGGCAUCAUCUGUCACACCCACAGGGCCUCACCAGCAGCAACUUCCUCCAGUCUCGCCCUACCAACAAACCCCUUACACCAGUAUCAGCAGUGGACUUCCCAUGAUGACCGGUGGCCUGGACUAUGACGACCUCCAUCUCCUCCACCACUUCGUCACGUUUACCUCCAAAACGUUUGGUAACGCUCAUAUCAUCCAGCGCUUUUGGGCUACCACUGCCCCGGAGGUCGGCUUUCAGCACCAUUUCGUCCUGCACGCCAUACUGGCCGUUGCAGGUCUUCACCUAGCACAACUGAGCGUCCCAAACUCUGCCAAGCGCCAACAUAUACGGCGCAAGGUUGACCACCACUGGGAUGUGUCUCUUCGACUUGCCACCCCGUUGCUCGGCGACCUCAACGCCGACAACUGCGAUGCGUUAAAUGUGUUUACAGGAUUGACGUGUAUAUACAUAUUCGCCCGCGGCCCUCAACCAGGAAGUUAUCUUCUAUUCGACGCCGAAAGCCCCGUUCCAGGAGGAGGCAGUGCAGAGACGCUUAUCGCGAACGGGCCACUCAACGGGAACGGGCUGAGCGAGGGUAGCGCAGUGGCUGCCGCAGCCACCAGGGGCAUAAGCACGACUGAGGAGUGGCUCGUGUUUUUCCGAGGCUUGCGGUCCGUCAUGAAAGCAACCGAGACUGCCCGCCGGGCCAAAACGGGGCGCAGCAUGAGCUCGGUCAGCGACGACCAGCCGUGGGGUUUGAUGGAUCAGAUGUUCGGUCCAGACGACGUCAUGACGGAGGAGGACCUCGACGAGCUCCAGGCAGAAGACCAGGUCAUGAGCGAGCCCGACGUGGAGCAGAGGAUGAUGCACGACGGCAGCUCGGAGCGACGCUCCAGCAUGGCUUCAGGCAGCCAUCAGUCGUACCACCGCCGCCGUCGCGAUCCCUUGGCCGACGGCGGUUUCGCGACCCGCAGCACUCCGAUGAAGGACCUCCGCGACGUCAUCCGCCAGCAGAUCAGGGCAGACGACCCGGACCGCGAGGUGUACGCGUCGGCGUUUGCCGAGCUCGCGGCGUCGUACGCGACGGUCUUUGAAAAGGACAUGAGCACGCGGCAGACGAGCGCGCAGGUCGUCUUUGGCUGGAUGUACCACAUCUCGGACGACUUUAUCGAGCGCGUCAAGGCCAGGCACCCGGUCGCCCUGGCGAUAUUUGCGCACUUUGUCGUCCUGCUGAGCGUCCUCGAGCUCAAGUGGACGACCAAGGGCUGGCCUGAGCACCUUCUCUCGGGCAUCUACGACGCCCUAGGCGCGGCGGGGAGGCUUUGGAUACGUUGGCCCAUGGAGCGGGUUGGGUGGCUUCCUGGAUAGAUGGCUGAGUGGAAGGUAAAAAAAAGGAAAAGAAAGGGACAACCGACUGGUCGAUGAUUUUCACGAAUUCGGACAUAUGAAGUUUGGGGCUGGAUUUUGUAAUGGGGUUGGGCGAGAGAAUCCGGCGAACAGUACACAAACUAAGGGCACCACAGGCGGGCGCCUGGUUUGUAUCUUUGAGCUUUUUCCAGCAUCGGUCUUAUGCAGCGGCUGCUUGUGAUUUAGCUUUGCACAUAAUAAUACUCUGUCAA